This is a messenger RNA of Episyrphus balteatus (marmalade hoverfly), 454 nucleotides long. RefSeq names its product dynein light chain roadblock-type 2-like. The record is from RefSeq and is a predicted model, not a curated record. Gene Ontology annotation, molecular function: dynein intermediate chain binding. The transcript has 2 exons. Gene Ontology annotation, cellular component: cytoplasm; centrosome; cytoplasmic dynein complex. The coding region runs from base 132 to 431 and encodes 99 amino acids. Gene Ontology annotation, biological process: microtubule-based movement. Lineage: Eukaryota; Metazoa; Arthropoda; Insecta; Diptera; Syrphidae.
AUUAUUAAAAAUGUACCUACUGUUUUCAUAAGCAAUCACAGCUGUUUAGUUUUUUAUUUCACUAAAAUUGUUUUGAGUUUGUCAAUAAGUAAAAAUAAAUCAACUUUAUUGAAAAAAUAAAAGCUUUUUAAAUGUCAACUUUAGAAGAAAUAAUACACAAAAACGAGUCAACUUCAGAUCGAAUUGCAGAGCAAUCUCAAGGAUAUGCUGUCAUAAGCAAUCAUAAUGCCAUGGCUAUGAAGAGUACCUUAGAAAAGUCAAUGACACAGGGAAUCAUUAAACAUAUUGCUGGACCUCUUGUGUUUUCUGCUCGAAGUGCUGUUCGAGAUUUAGAUGCCACGAACGAUCUGACAUUUUUGAGAGUCGCAACAAAAAAAUAUGAAUUUUUAAUUGCACCAGAAGAUGAAUUUACACUAGUUGUUUUGCAAUAAAAUGGUGUUUUUACCUUUACAAA